CAUUCUUCACGUUUCCCACCGUCCUCGAAGGCAACACGAUUCAGGUCCGCGGUCCGGUGGUCAUCUGACACGUCAAGGUAAACAUGUCGUCUGUGUUAUCGGCUCGGAGGGAACGGUAACCCCGCGGAAGAUAAACUCUCUUUUCACGGCCUCAUUCCUUCGCGUUUUAAGCACGCCCGGCGGGGAGGGGGAUGAACGGGGCUACUUGAAAAGCGCUCCGCGGUGGGUAAACACGGCAUCGGUCGGAGAUGCUAACGAUGAAGCUAACGGACGCUGGCUGUCCGACACCCGAGCGGACCGAAAGGACCCCGCACGAUGCUUGAAACAGACCGCCCGAGCGAGCCAGUCAGCAGCGGUUGCUAAAUCCUUCGAAGUCCAUCGCCGAGAGAGAGGCGGUGAUGCCUUCGUGCGCAUAGCGGUGCAGUUUCAUCACUUUGCGGGGAUGUCAUUCACAAUGGAGGAUCAUUUGGAGUCUGGCUGGGUCGCCGUUCGCCCGAACGCCUUCGAGGAGAAGGAGAAGCACAAAAUCGUCUUCAUCGUCGCCUGGAACGAAGUGGAAGGCAAAUUUGCGAUAACGUGUCACAACAGGACGGCGCAAAGGAGAAGCUUUGGGAGCAGCAGCAGCAGCAGCAGCAGCGGUGGCGGCGGCGGCGGAGGCACAGACGCUCCGUCCGAGGAUGGAGACAAAACAAGAUGGCCCGAAAGUGACAAAGCGUCCAGGAGCCCCGGUCCAGGUGCCAGAGAGGCUGCCGUGAAAGGCCUCAAAGGCAAGCUCCCGGGUUCCAAACUGAGCCCCGUGAAGAUUAAAACUGUGCUCAACUAUGUGUCGUCUCACGUCAGUUGCGACGGAGAACCGCAGAAAGAGGAGCAGCUGCCCUCCGUGGACACGCUGGACCUGGAGGACGGUCUGAGCCCCGAGGACUGCAGCUGGGCAGGCCUCUUUUCCUUCCAGGACCUGCGGGCGGUCCACCAGCAGCUGUGCUCGGUCAACUCGGACCUGGAGCCCUGCCUCCCCGUCUUCCCCGAGGAACCCAGCGGGAUGUGGACGGUGCUGUUUGGACCGGCUGAGGUCUCGGAGGCCGAGAUGGACGAGCUGUGCUCCGGGCUGCAGCUCUACCUCGGCCACGCGCUCGACGUAUGCGGCUGGAAGAUCCUCUCUCGGCUUCUGUUCGCCGAAAACGACGACCCGGACGAGUACUACGAGAGCCUGAGCGAGCUGAGACGGUGCGGCUACGAAGAGGCGCUUUCCCGCGAAAGUAAACACCUGCAAGAGCUUCUGGACAGACACAAGAGCUUGGACAGCAUGGUUGACUUGCUGGAACUUUAUGAGGAGGAGGACCAGGCCUACGGAUCCCUGCUGGAGGCCUCCACGCAACUGUACCAGUACCUGCUGCAGCCAUUCCGAGACAUGAGGGAGCUGGCUAUGCUGCGUAGACAACAGAUCAAGAUCUCCAUGGAGAACGACUACCUGGGCCCCAGGCGGGUUUUCGCCCUCCAGCAGGAGGACUCUGAUUGGCAGAGGAAAGCUCAAGAAGCUGUCCUGAUCAUCCAGGAGUUCACCGUAAAAUAUUUCGAGACUACGGCCAGAGCUCAGAAAGGAGUUUACGAGCGCAUGAAGGUGGACCAGCGCAAGUUCGGCAAGGCCUCGUGGACGGCGGCGGUGGAGCGCAUGGAGCGAAUCCGCUACGCCGUCGCCAAGGAAACCCUGCAGCUGCAAAGAGCGCGGGAGAUCAGCCUGGAGCAGAGGAAACGCACGCUUCGAGAAGAAAUGCAGAGCUUGUGUCGCAGCGAGGAUGCGUUGACCCUGCUGGACCGCAUGGAAUCUCAGUACUACGAGCUGCAGCUCCAACUGUACGACAUCCAGGCCGAGAUUCUGCAGUGCGAGGAGCUGCUCCUCGCCGCCCAGCUCGACCGCGUUCGAAGACAGAUGGCAGCAGAGCAUCACAACGAGGUGGUCUACUACGACACCUUUGAAAGCGCGGACGAAAUAACCCAGGAGGACACGGCGGAGAAGGAAGAACUGGAUCGACUUCAGGUCAGCGCGCGACGACUGGAGGCGCGGCGGGGGCGCAUCGUGGCCAAGCGUUCCUAUCUGAGGAGCAAGAGGGAGAUCUGUGUAUCGAACCACGUUACGAAGCAACAGAUGCGUUCGACCACUCAGAAAGACUCUCUGUCGCAAUGGGUCUUACAGACAAAAUUCGAUGAAGAGGAAGACGAACGAAAGAAUAGCAGAGUUCGUCAAGAGAGACAGAGGACUCUGGAUAGACUUCGAACCUUCAAGCAGCGCUACCCGGGUCAGGUGAUUCUCAAGUCCGCCCGCCUGCGCGCGGCCCACGGCAGAAGGAGAGAUCGCGGCAGGAUUGCGCAAACGGGCGACGAGGGCGAAAGGGAGGGGCGUUCCCAGCCCGCCGGCGCGCGGGACCCGGGCCAGCGGCCGCUGUUUCUCAGCAUCAGCGUGCAGACGGACGCCAGCUCCGCGCUCACCGCCCAGCCCGUCGCCGGCCUGGCAGCGCGGUCACUUCCUCCUUUGCCCGUGCCCGGUCCCGCGGACUCCUUCUGCUCCCCUUGCUCGCUGUCCUCGCUGCUGGCGUCGCCGACCUCGCCUCCGCCCCCUCCCCCUCCUCUUCCUCUCCCGCCAAUACGAGAACAGGUGUCGCCCUCCGAGAGCCCGGGCGGACCAUCGCGGAGGCCCGGGGGCGGGAGUGCGUCGGAGGAGCUCUCUCGGUCCUCUCUUGGCCCCUUCCACCCUCGCUUCUUUGACAGCAGCCAGCUGGUCAGCGCCCGCAAAAAACUGAGGAAGACUCCGGGCUUCGAGGCCCGCAGCAGACGAGGAAGCUCCCCCAUGGACGAAGUGCUGGCCUCCCUGAAGCGAGGCAGUUUCCACCUGAAGAAGGUGGACCAGCGGCCCGUCCCUCCCGCCGCUCAGAGCGACGACGACCCCGACAGCAUCUUGGCUCAGAUCCGAAAGGGGGUCAAACUGAGGCAGGUCCCCCCUCAAGAACGGAAAGGCCAGGAGGACGUCGCUGCCCCCAGAGACCCUCUGACCCAAAGUAUCUAUGAGGCGCUUCGACGGAUCAAAGAGGCCUCGCCGGAGUCGGACUCCGAUGACGACGGGCCGGGCGGGCCCGACUGGGAAAGCUAGGGUUAGUAACUCAGACCAAAUGUAACCAAUAACACCACACAAUCGCCAAUAGGAAUCCACUCCUGUCCCCAAAAGGUACAGUUGGUGCAACUAUUGCCAUAAUUACAGUAUUUGACCCGGUUUGCACCCUUUCCAAGUCCAAAACGGUACAAGCGUGUUCCCAAUAGAACUAUCUUUGAGGGUGCUUCAUAGUGACAUUGUACCGUUAGAGGGCCAAGCCUGUACUUGAACUGUACACCGUGCUACACACACACAACCACAAAAGGGGAUGAGGCGCACUAAAUAUCACCAAAAAUUGGUCAUCCUGAUCAUUUUUUAUUCUAAUUCUCCACAAUCUUCAUAAUUAUUGUACCGCGUACUGUCACAAUGUAACAAUGCCAUAUUUAUUAGUAGUUAUUCAACUGUUGUGUAGCUAUUCUAAACACUCCCGUUUUGUUUUUGUUGGGUUUUUUUUUUCCCCCUUGACCCUUUCCACUGAGCCUUAAAUACGGAACGAAAAACCUCGCAAGCGGAAAUCUGUCUCGACGCCGUCACAGGAAAAAAAAAAACAACGCUUACGGGCACGGGUUGUACAUCGGGGUCAUAUGGAUUAUGGGAAUACAAAUAAUCCCUCUGAGAUUUCAUCGAGGAUCACGAGGUCCGAGCGUUACCAUGUAACAUGACCGCCGUCACCAUCUUUAAUAUUUUCGGCGUUACGUCCAAGAAGUCGGUGCCCGCGCUGGGGCGUAACGUGUGCUUCGUGUCGUGGAGACAGUACAGUAAAGGCACGCUGCUUCCUUAAUACGACAUUGCACAGAAGCGGUAAAUCCUUCAGUAUGUCGUGCUGGAUCCGACCCCCUUCCCCCACUUCCUGUCCCCUCCUGGCCUCGCCACCCGCGUGUUCCUCAUCCAGCUCGGAUGACCAUCUGCUCAGCGGCCAGCGUGCUAUACGAUAGCGCCGUGGGCGAUGUGGCGCGUCCGUUCGCGGAUGCAGGGAGAAAAUCGUGUCGCGUGAAGCCUCCGCAACGAGUGCGAGGAGAUCCCCGAGCUUUGUGCGGAUAGACCGAGGGGGGCCGCGCGUCACUGGCGACGGCUCCUCCAGCUUCUCCACGUGCACACUCGAGUAGGCAGUCACGCUCGGUUGCGAGUCAGCCACUCGCGCGCUAACCCGCACGCAAAUUUUUUCGCCAACGUGCGCUCGCGGACCACGUUUUGUCACUAUUUUGCUUGCGACUGGUGAUUCCCGGUGUCAUCUAUGGUGCGUUACGCGGACAAAACAAUUGGGACACUUUGCUAUUUCAUCUGCGAGAUCUGAAAAUUUACAAAAGUAAAUUAGUGCCACCGGGAUUUGAACGUGAAAUGUAAAGUGAUCCCAUUUUCAAUAGUUGUAUUUCAGUGUAACUUUUCAAUGUUAACAAUGGAUAGGUUUCCGGUGACUCCGCCGCAGUCCCGGGAGUCCCUUGUCCGCCAUUUUGAGUGUCUAAAGCAAGUUAGCGUCCAAGCAAGCCCCUUUCGUCCGAUAAUAAUGGGCCGCACGUGCCUAGUUUGGCGCCGUGCUAACCGCGCUGAAUCUGGGCAAACAAAGAGGUAGUAUUUUGAUAUUCCAAAGGGAAGUAAAACGACGCGACUGUCGACAGAAAGACGGGAACCGAUGGUUGUCGAGGAUCUUCCAGAUCCAACACAGAGACACUGCGAAGUUCGGUCGGAUAAUUUUGUAACGUUUUCAAUUAAAUACUUGAGGCAACAAGGAAUAAAAUAAGUUACGUAUUCUACACAAAGGUAUGACAGAGAAUUCUUUAAGAGGGAAAAAAAAAAUCGACCCAGUAAGACCUCUCUUCUAUGACUGUCUCGCUAUUCCGUAAUUUUACUGAAGCAUCGGCUGCAAAAAAGAAGGGCAGCCACGUGUGAACACACUUCUCCGAGACCGGCCAAACCGGUCCAAUGACCGGAGAGAAACGCAGCCAAUCUUUUUGGGAUAUGAUCCAGGGACGUAGUCGUGGAUCGGUAGACCUCUUGAGAAUAUCUUACUCGAGCCGCCGUUACGCACCGAUUACCGAUAACCCGUUGCCGUACAUCUUGAGCCCACCCACUUGCAAAGUCAUCGUAGGCUUGUCGAGACUUGUAAGCCUUUAGUUCGUCAAGCGUGUAAGCGUUCACAGAAUUUGCGAGAUAAUUAGCGAUAUCGGAUAUGUGACGUCGGGGUACCUUCCUCGUCGUCACUCCGGUUGCUUGCUUGAAAUUCACAUGGAUAUUUCCCGCCGAUGUCCUUCAAUUUCUCCAAGUAUUUGGUACUGCUUAACCUUCUGUUGACCCAUGUUGCAUUUUUGCAGAUGGUACAACAUGGGUCAACAGAGUAG
Molecule: messenger RNA, 5478 nt
Organism: Syngnathoides biaculeatus (alligator pipefish)
Lineage: Eukaryota; Metazoa; Chordata; Actinopteri; Syngnathiformes; Syngnathidae
Product: junction-mediating and -regulatory protein-like
Exons: 10
Coding region: 443-3142 (899 amino acids)
Biological process (GO): intrinsic apoptotic signaling pathway by p53 class mediator; positive regulation of apoptotic process; Arp2/3 complex-mediated actin nucleation
Cellular component (GO): nucleus; cytoplasm
Molecular function (GO): actin binding; transcription coactivator activity; Arp2/3 complex binding
Source: RefSeq, a predicted model, not a curated record